AUGUUGUCUUGUUCGCCCAACAGUGACAACAUCUUUGCCGUCCGGGUGGACUCAGCCUGUCGUGCUUUUGAUUUUACUCUUUUGUUUGAAGAUGCUCUCUUUUCACUUUUACCCGCGAGCUUGUUCCUGUUGCUGGCCACACCCCAGAUAAUCAUCUGGCAAAGAGAAACCACCAAGCUGAGCUCGUAUCGAUUCGCUAUCAUCAAAUUGAUCAUCCUUAUCCUCCUCCUGAUUCUGAACAUUGUCUUCCUGAGUUUUCGCCUCCGAAAUGAAACCCUCUUUACAAACCUUUCGCUGGCAUCUUCCAUUCUCGACAUUAUAGCCACUGGCGUUGCCAUUGUACUCUCGUUUCUUGAAGAUCAGCGCGCGAUCUGCCCCUCCCUCCUACUCUCUUUGUACUUCUCACUAGGCAGCAUUUUGUCUAUUCCAAGACUUCGCUCAUUAUGGCUAAUCCACUCGGAUCCGACCUGUCGGACACUGUGGACAGUUAUAUUCACUUUGACGACUUUGGCAGCCUUUGCAGAGUCAAUGACCAAAGAGUCCGUCUUACUACCGGAAGUUAGAGACAAAGCUAGCAAGGAAGAAGUCCACGGGCUCUGGGGUAAGAGUCUUUUUAUCUGGACCAAUUCUGUCUUCAGAGACGGAUACCGCGUUGCCUUGCAGGUAGAUGACCUACCCGAUGUGGAUGACAGGUUGCUUGCAUCGCUCGCGGGAGAAAAGUUACAGCAAGCAUGGGAUAAAACUGCCCCCGAGCCAAAGAAACAUCGUCUAUUGCGAGCAACUUUGCGGGCAUAUCUAUUACCUUUUUUGUCUGCAAUCAUUCCUCGUCUAGUCUUGAUUGCCUUCAAAUUCUGUCAACCAUUUCUGAUCACAGCCGCUGUUGACUAUGUUAGCAGCAGCCCUACUUCGACUCCUGAUUAUUCUGGACAAGGACUGAUCGGGGCCUAUGUCUUAUUGUACUUUGAGAUGGCGAUUGUUACUUCAAUCUAUUGGCGCCAAGCUUUCCGCUUCGUUACGAUCAUGCGAGCAGGACUGGUCUCAAUGAUUCACGAAAAGCUAAUGCGAUCAAGAACGGUAGAUGUCAACGAGUCAGAAGCUGUCACGCUUAUGGAGGUUGAUGUAGAUCGGAUCGUCAAGAAUCUACACAGCUUUCAUGAGACUUGGGCUAGUGUGGUUGAGAUAAUUAUCGCCAUCUGGCUGCUUGAGCGACAACUAGGGGCUGCCUGUGUGGUACCCGCUCUGAUAUGCAUUUUGUCCGUUGCGGCCUCGCUGCCGGUUUCCAAACGAUUUAAAAACAGUCAGAAACUCUGGGUUGAACGAAUUGGGCGGAGAGUGAUUGGGACUGUAGGCGUUCUUCGAAAUAUCAAGGCCGUGAAGAUGCUGGGAUUAAACAAGGCAGUCUCUGCUCUUGUGCUCGGGUUGCGCGAAGCAGAGCUGCAGACAUCGCAGCGCUUUCGGGAGCUGUUGAUUUGGACAAUCACUAUAUCCAAUAUUCCAACGGACCUGGCACCAUUCGCGACUUUCUUGGUUUAUACAAUAAUCGCAAUUGUCAAGGGAAAUGACUACCUACUGUCCGCUCGUGCGUUUACUUCACUCUCUUUGAUCAGCUUAUUGACAGGCCCACUUCUCAAACUGAUUCAAAUUUUCCCUGGUCUGUUUCAAUCCGAGGCAUGCUUCACUCGAAUUGAAGAUUUCUACAUCCGGAAUGCACCGACAGGCCAUUCUAAUCAGAAAAAUGAUACCAACGAGUGCGGUCCAGAGACGGCGGAGAAAAUGGAUCAGAAUAUAAUUGUUCUCCAAGAUGCAUCCUUUUCGUGGUCUUCUGAUUCGGACCCAGUCCUGCAGAAUAUUAAUUUGGAAAUAAGAAAGCAGUCACUCACGGUCCUCAAUGGUCCAACUGGAGCUGGAAAAUCCGCUUUGCUGGAAAGCAUUAUGGGUGAAACAACUCUUUUGAACGGUAGAAUGCAGGUAAAUGCAGCACGAAUCGCUUACUGUCCUCAAAAUGCUUGGAUUAUCAAUGAUACUAUCCGCAAGAAUAUUACCGGCGGGGGCCAAAUUGAUCAAAAGUGGUAUGACUUCACCUUACAGAUCUGUUGUCUCAAAGGUGAUCUUCAAAAGAUUCCACAAGGUGAUAUUUUCAAGUGCGGCAGCGCUGGUGUGACCUUGAGUGGUGGCCAAAAGCAGCGUAUUGCCCUUGCCCGGGCAGUGUAUUCCAAAGCAGAUAUCAUUAUCUGUGAUGACAUAUUCUCCGGGCUUGACUCCAAGACCAUCGGCUAUAUCUCAAAGCAACUGUUCAGCAAAAAUGGCUAUUUCCGGGAAGCAGGCAGGACAGUCAUUAUCACAACACAAAAUCCUCGGUUGUUCAAAUUUGCCGACAAGAUAAUCAGUCUUAAAGAUAAAAGCCUCAGCAGUCAAAUUGUCUCUUGUCAAGAACUUGACAUAGAUGAGCCAGAAUCAUUUAAAGAGGAGCCGGCUGAGAUGUGCCUGGAGGAACCUAGUUCAAUUGAGUCUACGAUAGAGAAGGAAGAAAAAAUUUCCAAAAAGAAAGAAGAAGACAAGUCUAGACAGAAGGGAGGAUCUGGUGUCUAUCGAUUUUACCUACAGAGGUCUGGUAUUGGUCUUGUUGUGGCUUUCAUUGGAGCCAUGGUUCUUGAAUCUGCUUCUUCAAAUGUGUCGUCUGUUUGGAUUCAAGAAUGGUCAAACGCCGAUGAACAGACGCAGAAAGAACAUGUUGGCAUGUAUCUUUCCGUGUAUGCAGCAUUCUUGGUAGCAUCCUCUUGUGGAUUAAUGGUUGUUGUUCAUCAAAAUCAUCAAUCGAACUGCCAUACGAAUGCACGCAGAUCUCUUGAAAACGGUCCUCCAGUGGGUGUUCUUACAUUUUCUCGCCUUUACUUUGAAUUCAGCCAUGCUUAUGUCCCGGAUACGUAUAGUGCACCUUUCCACUUUCUUUACAGCACCGACUUGGGAUCAUUAGUCAAUCGAUUCAGCGAAGACAUGACGCUCAUUGAUAUGAACUUACCUGCUGACGCAAUUAAUGUGGUGGGAAGUGCCGCGAGCUGUCUCACAAAGCUUGUGAUUAUCUGCAUUUUUGGCAAGUAUUUCACUGCAUCAAUGCCAGUAUUUUUCGCUGUUCUAUGUCUUGUACAAAUCUAUUACUUGCGAACAUCACGCCAAGUAAGAUUGUUGGAUAUUGAAGCCAAGUCCCAUCUUGUUUCCCACUUUCUGGAAGCAAUGCAAGGUGUCACAAUCCUCAAGGCACUUGGCUGGCGUUCUCAUUUCCAGGAAGCCUUCGAGAAAAACUUUCGACACUCACAAAGACCAUUUUACAUGCUAUUCUGUAUACAGCAGUGGCUGACAUUGGUUCUCGACUUGAUCUCCGGAGGAAUGGCCGUUGUUCUUAUCGCAAUCACUGCAUCUCUGCGUGGAAACUUUUCUGGAGGCUCUGUUGGUGUCGCGCUUUACAUGGUCAUGACUUUCAAUCAGUCUCUGACCCAGUUGAUCAAUACUUGGAUAUCACUGGAGACUUCUAUCGGGGCUGUCUACCGCGUGAAAACUUUCAUGCAAGACACUCCGUCGGAAUCUGGUCUUGAUGCUCGCUCCGCGACGGCGGCCUUCUCCAAAGGAGCCAUUGACAUUGAAAAUCUGACUGCUUCAUACGGUCCUUCUACCGCUCCAGCCCUGAAGGGCGUCUCAUUGAAUAUCCUCCCCGGGGAGAAGAUUGCAAUCUGCGGACAAUCAGGAAGCGGCAAAACAUCAUUGAUACUUGCUCUUCUUCAGAUGAUGGAGAUUCAAGAGGGAAGUAUUAAGAUUGACGGUACAAACCUAACGGCACUAGAUCCAGAUUCUAUUCGUUCAUCUUUGAGCGUUGUCUCUCAAGAUCAAUUCUUCUUCCCUGGAACCGUUCGAUUGAAUAUGGAUCCCCAUCACGGUGCUUUGGACGAAAGUAUUGAACAGGCUAUCAAACUUGUUGGAUUGUGGGACAGAAUAAGCUCUGGCGGAGGAUUAUAUAUGGAGCUGAAGAGUUCCGAAUGGUCUGUGGGAGAGAAGCAGCUACUGGCACUUGCCCGAGCUAUGACUAUUCAAUCUCAUGUCCUCAUCCUGGAUGAGGCCACGGGCAGCGUCGACUUGGAGACUGAAGAUAUUAUGCAGAAGGUAAUAGCCAAGCACUUCAAGCCUCAAACCGUUCUAUCCGUACUCCAUCGAUUUACGCACAUUGAGCAAUACGACCGGGUUCUUGUCAUAAAAGAUGGGACCAUUAUCGAGAAUGAUUCCCCGGCGAAUUUGCUAGGAGCGGAAACGGAGUUCAAGAAGCUUUAUGGUCUCAUCAAAGAGACUAGUAUGUAA
Penicillium verhagenii is the source of this 4344-nucleotide messenger RNA. RefSeq lists its product as uncharacterized. The record is from RefSeq and is a predicted model, not a curated record. Lineage: Eukaryota; Fungi; Ascomycota; Eurotiomycetes; Eurotiales; Aspergillaceae. Gene Ontology annotation, cellular component: membrane. The transcript has 12 exons. The coding region runs from base 1 to 4344 and encodes 1447 amino acids. Gene Ontology annotation, biological process: transmembrane transport. Gene Ontology annotation, molecular function: ATP hydrolysis activity; ABC-type transporter activity; ATP binding.